AGAUACUUCAUUGAGUGUAAAGAGUUUUGGGACAUUCUGAGGUUGUGUCCACAGCUAUGACUUCACUCUGUGGGCUGAAGGGGCCAUGGCCUCUUCUGGUAUUAAGAUGUUUGUGGAGGAUGGAAAACAUGAAACCCUAUUAGAAGAGGUGAGUGCUACACUGGAUGCUGUGCAGAGCUGCUUUCACACUAACCCCAUCAUGGCAGGAGAAGGGAAUUCCAGCACAGUAUUUACCGUUACUCCUACACACCCUCUUGUGUCAUUUCUGGUGCGUAUAAUUCCCAGUCCAGAUUGGUUUCUUGGUGCUAACAGUAUCAACCUGUGUGAGAAUGAUAAUUGGAAAAAAUCCUGCACCUUGGAUCUAUUCCCUUGGGAUGCUGGGACAGACAGUGGAUUUACAUUUUCGUCUCCAAACUUUGCCACCAACCCUCAGGAGACAAUAUUCCAAAUAACCGCCAAGUACCCGUCCCAUCCAGCCAAUUCCUUCUACUAUCCACGUCUGGAAGCAUUGCCCAGAAUGGGCCACUCAGAGUUCACUCUGCUCUCCGCAACCUCGCCCAGUCAGGCGUCGAGCGAGGAACCUGAGAAAACGCAAUCAACCCAAGGACAGAAACAAAACUUGACAGAGCUUCCACAGGUUAUCCGGAUGCUGACUGAGAAUGGGACGAAGACUGAAGCCGAACUCUUCAAAGUCGAUGAUGGUUUCAAUGAUGUGCUUGAAAAGCUGUUGAAAAAGGAGCCUGGAAGUAGGUUCAACACAAACGGAAAGAUCUCCCAAGAAAAUGAUUUCACCAGCACACCUCUGGACUGUGAAGUCUCUGUCUGGUCCUUAUGGGGUCUCUGCAGCCACAGCUGUGGGAUUGGCAUCCGAGAGAGGACGCGGUUCAUCUUGCAGCAUCCCGCCAACGAUGGGGAGACCUGCCCAACCUUGCUGAUCCAGGAAGAGUGCGAGGAAUCCCCUUGUCCGACACCCGUGACAGACAGCAAUGUCACUGUUUUAGACCCAGCAGAAGGAACUGCAAAGACACACUUUGAGGCAAACCUGAAUGAAAGCAUAGACUCUGAUUUACUGGAAGAGCCCCUGUCACAGCACAACGAAACAGGAGGUGAACCAGAGAAUACCACCGCAUUAGUUCAUCCUGACACAAUGCGAGUCCAAGAAAGCAACCAGCUUCUGAAAUUCACAAAUGAAAGCCAGGGGAUCCCAGAGGCUGGAGUUCAAGCCAUUGAGAGUCUGUUGGCACUUCAAAAUGCUUCUGCUUCUACUGAUCAGUCCUUCACUAACCUAACCUCAACUACCGCAUCAGAAGGGGAUGCAUAGGAAGCAUCCCAAUCUGCUAACGUCACCGAACCCCAUACUGGUUCUGAUUAGCUAUAUGGUGAAAAAGAAUAAA
This is a messenger RNA of Carcharodon carcharias (great white shark), 1394 nucleotides long. Its product is annotated as spondin-2-like. Gene Ontology annotation, biological process: cell adhesion. Gene Ontology annotation, cellular component: extracellular matrix. Lineage: Eukaryota; Metazoa; Chordata; Chondrichthyes; Lamniformes; Lamnidae. The record is from RefSeq and is a predicted model, not a curated record. The transcript has 5 exons. Bases 86 to 1321 code for a protein of 411 amino acids.